This is a messenger RNA of Chiroxiphia lanceolata (lance-tailed manakin), 1438 nucleotides long. RefSeq names its product tubulin folding cofactor B (gene TBCB). The transcript has 7 exons. Gene Ontology annotation, molecular function: alpha-tubulin binding; microtubule plus-end binding. Gene Ontology annotation, biological process: tubulin complex assembly; cytoplasmic microtubule organization; post-chaperonin tubulin folding pathway. Gene Ontology annotation, cellular component: cytoplasm; microtubule plus-end; nucleus. NCBI's taxonomy places the organism in Eukaryota, Metazoa, Chordata, Aves, Passeriformes, Pipridae. Bases 2 to 1012 code for a protein of 336 amino acids. The record is from RefSeq and is a predicted model, not a curated record.
GAUGCGCGGCGGCGCCGCUGAUUGGUGGCGGCGGGGCCUGAACGUUCCAGAAGCGGCGGCGGUUCGGGGGUCCCGGUUCGGGUGUCCCGGCGCCGGUUCGGGGGGUCCCGGAGGGUCCCGGAGCCGCUUUUGGGGGUCCCGGCUCGGGAGGUCCCUGCUCGGGGCGAUCCGUGGGCCCGGCGGGUCCCGGUUCGGGGGCCCGGCGGGUCCCGGGGCGGGGCGGGGUUUGGGGGGGGGUCCCCGGUUUGGGGGUCGCGGGGCGAUGAACGGGGCGAUGAACGGGGCGGAGGCCCCGCCGGGCCCCGUGUGGCUCUCGGUGAGCAGCUCCCUGAACGCCUUCCGAGCCUGCAAACGCUUCUCGCCCGCGCUCACCAUCGCCGAGCUCAAGUGCAAGCUGGAGCUGGUGGUGGGCUCCCCGGCGUCCUGCAUGGAGCUGGAGCUGUUCGGGGCCGAGGACGAGCCGCUGGGGCCGCUGGCGCAGGACGAGGCCCUGCUGGGCUCCUACCCCGUCACCGACGGCUGCCGCAUCCACGUGACGGAUCGCAGCGGGGCCCGCGUGGGCGAGUUCGAGGACCUGUCGCAGGUGCCCAAGUACGAGAUGGCCGAGAGCGACUACGAGAAGAGGACAGAGUCGAUGCGUUCCUUCCUGCGGCAGCGCUCGUGGGGCCGCUGGGACACGGAGGGUUCCCGCCGGCGGGAGCAGGAGCGGGAGCAGCGCCGGGAGCAGGAGGCGGCUCUGGCCGCGACCCUCCCGCUCGGCGCCCGCUGCGAGGUCCGAGUGCCCGGCCAGCCCUGCCGCAGGGCCACCAUCCUAUACGUGGGUGAGACGGAUUUCAAGCCGGGGCACUGGGUGGGCGUUCGCUACGACGAACCCCUGGGCAAACACGACGGCAGCGUGGGCGGCCGCCGGUACUUCGAGUGCCCCCCCAAAUACGGCGCCUUCGUGAAGCCGCAGAGCGUCACCCCCGGGGACUUCCCCGAGGAGGACGAUGGGCUGGAGGACGAGCUCUGAGACUGGGGAGGGGUCCCGGGGGGGCGGGGGGGGGUCCCGGGGGGAGAAACAGCCCCAAAUCGCUGCGUUCUUCCCUCGUUUUGGGGGGUUUUCCCGCCCAAAAAUCACCCCCUCCCCCCCCCCCGCAGCGUCGCCCCCAGCGUUUUGGGGUCACCCCCAAAAGGGACCCGAAAAGAACCCAAAUCCCCCCCCCCCCUCAAAACGCCCCCAUCGGGGGGGGUGGUGUCUCCUGGAGGGGGCGUGGCUUCUGUCGGAGGCCACGCCCUCUGCACGCUGAAAGGGGGCGCGGCCCGCGGGAUGGGGCGGGGCCGUGAGGCGGAUGGGCGGGGCCUGUCCCGCCGUGCCCCGCCCUCUCCGCUCCCAGCGCGACCCCCUCCCCAACCCCCCCCUCCCUUCCCCAGUAAAGUGGCGUUUUAACGUGAAAAA